Branchiostoma floridae (Florida lancelet) is the source of this 1442-nucleotide messenger RNA. Its product is annotated as immunoglobulin superfamily containing leucine-rich repeat protein 2-like. Gene Ontology annotation, molecular function: protein binding. NCBI's taxonomy places the organism in Eukaryota, Metazoa, Chordata, Leptocardii, Amphioxiformes, Branchiostomatidae. The transcript is spliced from 2 exons. The coding region runs from base 134 to 991 and encodes 285 amino acids. The record is from RefSeq and is a predicted model, not a curated record. Gene Ontology annotation, cellular component: plasma membrane.
UCGACUGAAGGUGAAACAACAAGAUGGCGCAGAACGUUUUUGGCCUCCGCUAGCAGGCGUUACUAACAACCCUUGCAGAGGACAGAUUGCUUUUCAAAGUGCUGAUUUGCACUCGGAGACAAGGUUAUACAGAAUGUAUGUCUGGAACAGACUUCACACGACAGCUAUGGUCGUACAGGAGUGCUGUUUUCUGCUGUUCUCGGUGUUAGUGCUGGCCGAGACGGACGAGGCAGACUGUCCAUCCCCCUGCUCCUGUUCCGACCAGUACGGGGAAAUCGUGGUGAGCUGUGGGGGACAAGAUCUCGCGAGAAUUCCCGAGCACAUCCCAGCAUCCGUCACCUGGCUCGAUCUGAAGUACAACAACAUCACCAAAGUCACAUCUAAGAGUUUCAAGGACAUAACCGAAGUAAAGGGAAUUAAUCUUAGCCAUAACAAAAUCCGCAAGAUCUCAGCAGAUGCGUUUAAGAAUCUGAAGCAUCUGGAUAACCUUGACCUGUCCCAAAACUUGCUUAAGACCAUUUCAUACGACAUGUUCAAACUCCCCAUAGACUCAGCUGUAAAAGAAGCUAGGCAUUUCUUUGUCGACUUAGCAAUGAACCCCUGGCUGUGUGAUUGUAGUUUGGCUUGGCUAACAGAGAUGUUCAGAAAUGGGUCCCACAUGUUCAGCAGUAGGUUUGUGACGUGCGAUGGUCCAGAAACUUUAAAAGGUGUAGAUGUGAAAGAUGUAUCUCUUAGUGCAUUCUUGUGUCCCAUUGCAACAAUUGCACCAACGGAAGAAAAAGAGAACAGCACCUAUAACUCUGUGUCAGCAGAGGGGAGACACACUACUAGUAACUUCAUGUUUCUUCCCCUGGUUUCGUUUGCUGUGUUGAUUGGGUUUCUUGUAGGAGCAUUGAUUGUCAGAGGGUGUACUGAAAGGCACUGCAAACAUAGGUAUAAGAGAAUACCUAACAUGUUGCCCACUGGACCUCAAAAAGAUGGCUUUGUCUGAGAUUACAUAUGUAUGCUAUUCGAUGUGAAUUUUGAAAAUCUUGAUAAGCUUAUUUUAACCUCUAUGUGACAGGUAGAUGCUUAACGAAUGUGUUUUCCACAUUUGUAUUGUACAUAUGCCUUGGUAAAAGUGACAAUGUAUAUAGACUUCUAGCUUUACAUUUUGACUUAUUGUAUUGUAUGGUGUACAUAUGUACUAUAGAUAUGCCUUGGUGCAUGGUCAUGACAAUGUACAUAGAUAUCUCGCUUUAACGAAUUGCACUGUUUGUACAUUAUGUGUUGUAUUGUAUAUAUGAAGUUUGGGUGUCGUGUGGCUCUACAUUAUGCUUCAAAAGUCGUACGAAAUGAAGCAUUUAAUGAGGGUAAUAGGUCCUGUAUUUACACGGAGAACAGCCUCUUUCACAAGGCUACGACUGAUUUUGUGUGCUGCUGUUUGUUUGACAUAAAACAGU